GCGGAUCUAGAAGGCUCUGGCGUUGUUUCUCGAAACGGUGUGGCUCACGUUGGUUGAUUUUUCUGAAUUUUGUGAGAAUUACGUGAAAAAUGGCAGCGAUUAGUCUAUUAAAUCCGAAAGCUGAAUUCGCCAGAGCUGCACAAGCUCUGGCUGUCAAUAUCUCAGCAGCCAAAGGUAUUCAAGAUGUGAUGAAGACAAAUUUGGGCCCAAAAGGAACUAUGAAAAUGCUGGUUUCUGGAGCUGGUGAUAUUAAAAUCACUAAAGAUGGCAAUGUACUCUUGCAUGAGAUGCAAAUUCAACAUCCAACUGCAUCUCUUAUUGCACGGGCAUCUACUGCCCAAGAUGAUAUGACUGGGGAUGGUACAACUAGUACCGUUCUUGUCAUUGGAGAGCUUUUGAAACAAGCUGACCUUUAUAUCUCAGAGGGACUUCAUCCAAGAGUACUUACUGAGGGCUUUGAUCUCGCAAGAGCCAAGACAAUUGAAGUUUUAGAUUCUUUGAAGAUUCCCAUUGAGCCAACUAAGGAGGGUCUUUUGGAUGUUGCAAAAACAUCUCUUCGAACUAAAGUGCAUCCUAGUCUGGCUGAUAAACUCACAGAUGUCUGUGUAGAGGCAAUUUUGACUAUUAAGCAGGGUGAUCAGCAGAUCGAUUUACACAUGGUUGAGCUUAUGGAAAUGCAACACAGAACAGCAGCAGAUACUAGUUUGAUUCGUGGAAUUGUUAUGGAUCAUGGUUCCAGACAUCCAGAUAUGCCGAAGAGGCUUGAAAAUGCUUAUAUUCUAACCUGCAAUGUCAGCUUAGAGUAUGAAAAAAGUGAAGUAAAUAGUGGAUUCUUUUACAAGACUGCAGAAGAGCGCGAGAAGCUUGUUGCUGCUGAACGUGAAUUCAUUGACAAUCGUGUGAAGAAAAUCAUCGAAUUGAAAAAGAAACUAUGCGACGGAACGGACAAGUCAUUUGUCGUCAUAAAUCAGAAGGGCAUUGACCCACCAUCCCUAGAUAUGCUUGCUAAGGAAAAUAUAAUGGGUUUGCGUCGUGCCAAACGACGAAAUAUGGAACGUUUAGCACUUGCUUGUGGUGGUGUUGCCAUGAAUUCAGUAGACGAUUUACAAGAGGAACAUCUUGGAUGGGCUGGACUCGUAUACGAACAUGUAUUGGGAGAGACCAAAUACACUUUUGUAGAAGAUUGUAAGAAACCAAACUCUGUAACCAUUCUUCUAAAGGGACCCAAUAAGUACACGUUGGUCCAGCUGAAGGAUGCUGUACGAGAUGGCUUGCGCGCUAUCAAGAAUGCCAUUGAUGAUCGCGCCGUGGUUCCUGGUGCAGGUGCAUUUGAGGUGGCAGCCAGUCAAGCAUUGCAGCGUUUUAAGGAAGAAGUCAAAGGAAAACUGCGUCUCGGUGUGCAGGCUUAUGCCGAAGCUCUACUUAUCAUUCCGAAGACACUUGCGAUAAACAGCGGGUUCGAUUCUCAAGAUACUAUUGUCAAAUUGUUCGAGGAAAGCACAGCUCUUGGUGAAGCUGUAGGAUUGGACUUGUCAUCCGGAGAAGCACUGAAACCUGCAGAUGCCGGUAUCUUUGAUAAUUACGUGGUGAAGAAACAGAUAAUUAAUUCUUGUACCGUCAUCGCUAGUAAUUUACUUCUGGUGGAUGAAAUAAUGAGGGCGGGUAUGUCAUCCCUUAAAGGUUAAUGCACUUUUACAGGAUGACCUGUUCCUCUUACUAUGGAAUUUAUAACUUAUAAUUACUUUAUG
This is a messenger RNA of Cephus cinctus (wheat stem sawfly), 1748 nucleotides long. RefSeq names its product T-complex protein 1 subunit zeta (gene CCT6). The coding region runs from base 90 to 1685 and encodes 531 amino acids. Gene Ontology annotation, molecular function: ATP hydrolysis activity; ATP-dependent protein folding chaperone; ATP binding. The record is from RefSeq and is a predicted model, not a curated record. Gene Ontology annotation, biological process: protein folding. Lineage: Eukaryota; Metazoa; Arthropoda; Insecta; Hymenoptera; Cephidae. The transcript is spliced from 7 exons. Gene Ontology annotation, cellular component: chaperonin-containing T-complex.